Molecule: messenger RNA, 1611 nt
Organism: Verticillium alfalfae VaMs.102
Lineage: Eukaryota; Fungi; Ascomycota; Sordariomycetes; Glomerellales; Plectosphaerellaceae
Product: allantoate permease
Exons: 3
Coding region: 1-1611 (536 amino acids)
Biological process (GO): transmembrane transport
Cellular component (GO): membrane
Molecular function (GO): transmembrane transporter activity
Source: RefSeq, a predicted model, not a curated record
AUGGCUACAUCUAACAGCGAAGCGACGCUCAGGGAUUCCGUCACACCGACGCCGGCUGGUCGCAAUGCCUUGCGCGAAAAGGCUGCUGAGUUCCUCGCUGCCCAUGGCGAAAUCUCCUACACCUACGAAGAGGAACGCGCCGUCCUGCGUCGCAUCAACUGGCGUGUUCUGCCCAUUCUUCUCGGCAGUUACUUCUUUCAGCAGCUCGACAAGAGCUCGCUCAGCUAUGUGUCCAUCUUUGGCAUCAUUGAAGAUGCCAAUCUGGUCGGCCGCCAGUACUCCUGGCUUAGCAGUAUCCUGUACUUCGCCCAGCUCGUCUGGCAGCCUGCUGCAGCCUUCAUCCUUGUCAAGCUGCCCUACGGAAAGGUCAUCGCCGGCGCCGUGUUCCUCUGGGGCGUAUCGCAGGCUAUCAUGGCAGCGCCCACAAACUUUGCUGGUCUGCUCGGCAUGAGGUUUUGUUUGGGCACUUUCGAGGCCAUGAUUGCACCGAGCUGCGUUGCUGUGACGCAGAUGUGGUGGAGGCGACAGGAGCAGACAAUGGUCACGUCUGCUUGGAGCGCCAUGAAUGGCCUCACCUUCAUCAUUGGGAGUCUGGCGACCUACGGCCUCGGCCAUAUCAAGAGCGAUCGCUUGUACCGCUAUCAGGUCAUCUUCCUCUUCUGUGGCCUUCUCACGAUUGUGUGGGCCGUCAUUGUGCUCAUACCCAUGCCCGAUUCCCCGAUGGAGACCAAGUACCUACAGCAACGUGAAAAGCUCAUCGCCGUCGAGCGACUGCGUGCCAACCAGAUGGGUGUCGCCUCCCGCCAGUGGCGCUGGGACCAUGCCAUCGAAACCCUCCUCGAUGUCAAGACUUGGUGCUGGUCCAUAUUGAUAUUGGCCAUUUCCAUCGCCAGUGGCGGCAUCGGAACGUUUGGCAACCUGAUUGUUCGCUCCUUUGGCUACACCGAGUUUCAGACCAUCCUGUUCAACAUUCCCUUUGGGGUCAUUCAGAUCAUCGCCAUCAUGGGGACCGGUUGGAUUGCAACACGCUUUCAACGCAAGGGGCUUGUCAUCGCCGGAACUGCAGUCUUACCCAUCAUCGGCUCGGUACUCAUGCUCACAGUGCCCCGCGAACAGAAGGCCGUGCUGCUCUUUGGCUAUUAUCUCGUCAGCUGCAUGGCGGCCAUCACGCCACUCGUCUACUCGUGGCAGGCGCAGAACACGGCGGGGGACACCAAGAAGAAGACGACAAGCGGCAUGGUAUUCGCUUUCAUGUGCGUCGGCAAUAUCGUUGGACCGCUGAUCUACCAGCCCAGCGACGCGCCCUUGUAUCGCCCUGGCCUCAUCUCCAACCUGAUCAUGUUUGUUCUCGUUGCGGCUCUAGGCAUCACGAUCCCAUUCUAUCUGAUGUUUCUGAACAGGCGUCACGCUAAGCGCCGCGAAGAACUCGGAAAGAAUGCCGUCGUUGUCGAUGAGUCGAUGAUGCGCAACCGCAACAUGGAGCAGAGCAAGGCUGUGGAUAUCGAGCUCGAAGAGGAAGGGCAGCAGAGACAGCAGAGGACCUUGCAGGAGGAUAACGCGCUACAUGAUAUGACGGAUCUGAAGAAUGAGGAUUUUAUCUAUGUGUACUGA